Molecule: messenger RNA, 331 nt
Organism: Drosophila hydei
Lineage: Eukaryota; Metazoa; Arthropoda; Insecta; Diptera; Drosophilidae
Product: larval cuticle protein 65Ag1-like
Exons: 2
Coding region: 23-331 (102 amino acids)
Cellular component (GO): chitin-based extracellular matrix
Molecular function (GO): structural constituent of chitin-based larval cuticle
Source: RefSeq, a predicted model, not a curated record
CGCACUACACAUCUGCUAAAACAUGAAGUUCCUCAUCGUCUUCGUCGCUCUCUUCGCCCUGGCCCUCGCCGCCCCUCCUGCUGCUGACGUUUCAGUUGUGGAGCAGAAAUCAGAUGUUCAGGCUGAUGGUUUCAAAGCCAAAUUGGUGUUAAGUAAUGGCGUUAAGGAAGAGUCCGAAGGUCAACUUAAGGACAUUGGCACAGAGAAUGAGGCAUUCUCCGUUAAGGGUUCGUACUCCUUUGUUGAUGACGAUGGUGUGACGUACGAGGUUAACUACAUUGCCGAUGAGAACGGUUUCCAGCCACAGGGUGCUCAUUUGCCCGUAGCCUAA